AUGAAACUCCUCAACGCGAUUGCAUCUACGGAACUGGGUCUGUGGCCGCUUAUCCGCCCACGCAGCAUCGACUACAACACCAACGCCACAGACCAAGAACAGGAAAAGAAAGAAGACUUUUCAGAUGGAAAAUGGGAGUAUUACGCCUUCCACCCCGCAUUUAACAUCCACUUCGACCCCGUCUCCAUCUCGGAAUCCGGUCACACCGUCUUCGAAGCCAUAAUGAAGCGCAACAACGGGAAAGAUUGGGACGGCUACGUCCAACCCUGGUUUAAACUCUACCCAGACAGCAGCGAGAAGCGACUCGGCGAUCUCUUUAUCCAGCAUCCCUCCGACACCACAUUAUAUAAACACUACGGUCGCGCAGACGAUCUUCUAGUCUUCCUUACGAACGAAAAGUUCUAUCCUACCGUGGCAGAGCAGCGCAUUGCAGGGUUCCCGGAGGUGGCUGAGGCGCUGCUUGUAGGUACGCGCAGACCGAAAGCGGCGCUUGUGUUGAGAUUGGAAGAUGGUGGGGUAGUGGAUGAUGCGCUAUGGGGGAAGAUUGAAGAAGUCAAUGGGAGCUCGCCGGUCUACGCGAGGGUGCAGAGAAACAUGGUACUUCUGGUUCAAGAACCCUUUUUAAGAACCGCGAAGGGAAGCGUAAGGAAAGUGGAUAUGGCUAGGAUGUAUGAGAGGGAGUUGGAUUCUUUAUACAGAAGGGGAUGUUCGGAAGAGGCGGAAGAGAAAAGGUGA
Alternaria postmessia is the source of this 735-nucleotide messenger RNA. RefSeq lists its product as uncharacterized. NCBI's taxonomy places the organism in Eukaryota, Fungi, Ascomycota, Dothideomycetes, Pleosporales, Pleosporaceae. The transcript has a single exon. The record is from RefSeq and is a predicted model, not a curated record. The coding region runs from base 1 to 735 and encodes 244 amino acids.